This is a messenger RNA of Trematosphaeria pertusa, 2571 nucleotides long. RefSeq lists its product as uncharacterized. The coding region runs from base 1 to 2571 and encodes 856 amino acids. Gene Ontology annotation, biological process: positive regulation of transcription from RNA polymerase II promoter by galactose; DNA-templated transcription. Gene Ontology annotation, molecular function: zinc ion binding; DNA-binding transcription factor activity, RNA polymerase II-specific; RNA polymerase II cis-regulatory region sequence-specific DNA binding. The record is from RefSeq and is a predicted model, not a curated record. Lineage: Eukaryota; Fungi; Ascomycota; Dothideomycetes; Pleosporales; Trematosphaeriaceae. Gene Ontology annotation, cellular component: nucleus. The transcript has 3 exons.
AUGCGUGAAAGCAGCCCUUCGAUAACAAAAUACGCUACCUGGCGGCUGCUCCGUGCCAAGCCACUAAACGCCGUCAGCAGCGACGUCGCGUUUGCACAUUCAUCUCGUCCAUUCGGACGAAUUAUUGCUACCACCAUCGAACGGGAUAAUGAAGAUGUGGAGCUUCAGGAUUCCGACCCCCCUAGGGCACCUCGCGCGAUCUGCGGCCUGUCGGACCUGACUGCUUAUCAUUAUCCGGGAUCGCCACCCGGUGGAAAAGUCACUUCUCUUGCUCCUCAAAGCCGCAUCAUUACGUCCACAAUGCUCAACACCUUCUCUGCGGAACCGGAAAUAUCGCCUCGGCAGUAUGAGCUGGAAGACCCAUCCAUCGUCAAACCCCGACCGAAGCGACACCAAGUCGCGCGGGCCUGCGUCUGGUGUCGUACAUACCGGAUCAAGUGCGAUGCUAGCUAUCCGUGCCGUAAUUGUAAGGCGAAGGGGCGUAGAUGCUACGCUGAGAAAGGGAAGGACGACGUGCGAACUUUCUCACACGCCAUGAAGGUGGUCGAUCGUCUGAAAGAUCGAGUAAAAGAACUCGAAGAGAAGCUACAGAGCUUGAGCCUGGAGGCCCUCCAAAAUAAGCAGUCAGUAGACGAAGCACAACCGACACCGCCCUCUGCCUCUCUUCCUGUGAACCUUGACCCGUUGGCCGAGCAUGGAGGGAACAAGAAGUAUUACAACUGGGAUUUCGUGUCUACGGGGACUACUCGCGCGACUCAGCAAUGCUAUGGCCCGUCCUCAUCGUUCUACUUCAUCGGCCAGAUGACCACCUAUCUGGAUGCGGCGGAUCAUCAGCAGCAUCAGGGUAUGGGACGUUCUGAUUGCUUCCGUGGAUCCUUUUUGAGCUGUUCCGGCGACCUAGAGUGCAUAGUAUUCAAAGAGCGUUUCAGAGGCCAAGGCCAACCAUUUGCGGAACACGACCUGUCUCGAUCGCAGGAAGAGCUCUUUCUGAACUUGUACUGGCAAAUCUACCAUGACAUCUAUCCUAUAUUGAACAAGGAAGAAUUCAACGCCCACUACGCCGCCCUAUGGGACACGACAAAAGCCCUAAGGCAACCAUCAGCGCUAGUCGACAUCGUCCUCGCGCUAUGCAUGCAAUGGGAAGCAGGUUCGAACAUCGCCAUCUUGUAUCCUGAACGGUCUAGCACAGGAGACGCUACUAUGGCAGGCCACUGGUUUCACCGUCGAUGCCAGUACCUGCUCACGGACGAGCUGGAAGAGCCUUCAAUCAGGACCUUCCAGUGCUACCUGCUCUCCGUGCUUUGGCUAUCUACCGCUUCUUUGCACAACAUGGCGCACAGUGUCUUGGCCGCAGGCAUCCGAACUGGCAUCAUUCUCGGAUUGCACAUUGACCCACCUGACUCUUUGCCCACAGGUGAGCGCGAGUUCCGAAAGCGGCUUUGGUGGACGAUGUACGUACUAGAGAUGAAGUUUGCCAUGGAGCUUGGACGACCCCUCGCCGUCAACUUUUCCCAGGUCACUUGCGGUCUACCCGGAGACUGCGAGCUAGUACCAGAUCAUGAUGAACAAGCUUCUCGCCCGCCAUCGUUCAACACUCAGUUCUUAAAGCUGUUUCUGUCGACUAGAGCGAUUUACAUCACGUUUUAUUCCAAGUGCGGGGAGGUACUCGGAAAGUCUGGACAUAAGACGCUAUAUCAUGACCAGGAGAACCUGGAAAUAUGCGCAAAAUUCCUCUCAAAGAAGAUCAGCUACCUACAGGCCUGGCUGCAACAGGUCCCCGGGGCCCUUAGACCUAAGCGAAGAAACCGCGGACAGUCCUUCUCUACGGAUCGCUCGGAGCUCGAUAUCUCAUCGUCAGCCGAUGACAAGAUUGCCCGGCAAAGUCUAUAUCUUGAGCUGCUCUAUCACGACCUAUCCAUGAGCUUGUACCGGCCCUUCAUUGCCUUCUCCAAAUCUACGAGGUUGGCGGGCUCGGAGACUGAGAAGCAUGCCAUUUCCAGCGUCAACCACGCUAUCACCAUUACCAGCAUCAUUCACCAAGUACUCAAUGAGAAGAAUUACCUCAAUGGCUGGCACGAAACCUUCCGGUGGCAAUGGAAUGCGGCGCUCUCACUCAUCGGGUUUAUCUUGGCGUUCCCUGGGGGCCCAAAUACCUCCAGCGCUCGGAAAGCAUUAGGCACGGUACUCUCAACCUUUCAACUCCUAUCCAAGAAUAUGCCAAGUGCUGCGAGAGCCGCGACUCUUAUUCGGGAUCUGGCUGCGAGAACCGAUGUGCUCAUCUCUAGCGCCGAAGCUUCCCUUCUUGGCAGCACGAUGAGAAUGCCAUCCAUAGCCUCAUCGAGCGACCUCAGUACUCCAGAAAUAGAUGGGCUGGAAUUCGGAGUCGACGUGCUAGUAGACCCAACCGUUAUAUCGAAAUUGGGCGGGGAUGAAAGGCAAUUUCAGAACACCUUAGCCAGUUCUUCCGGCUUCGCGUUCACAUCGGAUUCCUUCAGCGGUCUCGGGGAUAUCGACAUGGACGAUGAGACGAUGUUAGAGUUUCUGGACUUUGGCACGUUAGGCGAUCUCUGA